AGCAUAAGUAACCUGAAAAUUAAGGAACGGUGACCGGUCUGUUCCUGACGUACAAUUUAUGCAUUGUUGAUAAUUAAGUAGAUUAAAAAAACCCUAACCUCUCUCCUCCCUCUCUCACUCUCUAAACGCCACCACACAAAAAGAAUACCCUCCUUCUCCUCUCUCAUAUCCACCACCACCACACCAUCUAAGGAAACAAUGAAGAUAAAGAACAAAGGCAAAGUAUACCCAUCUCCAGCAUCUUCAUCUUCUUCUGUUGCCGCCAUUAAAGGCGGUGACAGAGAUGUGCUCUCUGUACUCAAGCUUCUUCCUGCCGCCAUUCUCGCUUUAGCUUCCGUUCUCUCCCUUGAAGACCGUGAAGUUCUUGCUUAUAUGAUCACCAGGUCACUGAAAACCACCACCAACCAUAACCCAAACGACCCUUCUUCUCUUUCUCAAGAUUCCAAGAGAAAAUCCUCCAAAAAACCACCAAAUGCCCCCACUACCAACUUUGUUAGUAGUAACCACAAGCCUCCUAUAUUUGAUUGUGAUUGUUUUGACUGUUAUACAAGCUAUUGGUUCAGGUGGGAUUCUUCUUCUAAUCGCGAGCUCAUCCAUCAAGUCAUUGAAGCUUUUGAAGAACACUUGACAAACGGUGAACAAUCCAGGAAAAGCUCCAAAGGUAAAAGACGGGACAGAGUGGGUCGUCGGGUUGGUGAGAAGCCGGUUCUUGAUGUUACUGACCGACCCGAAAUGCUGGAGACUCCUCCACUGAACGCCGAUGAAUCCUCCAUUGUUUCUCCUGAUGAUGACGUCCCACUCGUUGGUACGCCUGAGAGAGCGGCUGAAGGAGAAGGGGAAGAGGAAAAGGGAGCUAAGAGAACUGAAGAGAAGAGUGAGUUGGUGCCGGCGGUGGAGACGGAAGAGAUGGCGGUGGUAAGGUCACCGCAGGCAGUAAGCAGCCAUAAGGGUUUGGCAAGGAAGGUAUUGCCGGACGUUUUAGGAUUAUUAAAUUCUCGUUUAUGGAGUCUCUGGGGUCCGAAUGUGUAGAAUGCCAAAAAAUAAUUAAAGAAAUUAUUUUUUUUGUUGGCUUUCUUCAGAAAAAUUUAGAAAAAUGAAAAACAAAAAAAAGGAAGAGUAAAUUUUUGGUGGAAAGUUACGUUAGUACCUCUCAAAAAUCUCAGUGGAAGCUUUCUUUCUUUUUAAAUA
Molecule: messenger RNA, 1188 nt
Organism: Manihot esculenta (cassava)
Lineage: Eukaryota; Viridiplantae; Streptophyta; Magnoliopsida; Malpighiales; Euphorbiaceae
Exons: 1
Coding region: 199-1029 (276 amino acids)
Source: RefSeq, a predicted model, not a curated record